UUAAAUUGAAAUGUUUCUUUAAUUUUGAAAUAAUUUUUCCCAAGGCUUUGCUUUUCAAAUGUCAAUGUUUAAUAUUUUGAACACAUUGGCUUUCUGGGCCCCUAAAACUCUCUUCACUAUUGACACUUUAGGAUUUACUGGCCAUGUUGUUGCUUCUGUUUGAAUUUGCAACUGAGCACUUGUAUAAAUGGAAUUUGAAAUAUUUGGAAAGUUGUGUAUGGGAUUGGAAAAAAUGAAUGUGAGAUGUUCCUUUGCAUUGCAUAUUGUGAAAGGGAGGAUUUGUAUGUGCUUUGCUGUUGUUAUUGUGGUGGUUAUUGUUGCAUAUGCUAGUUUACUGUUUUGAACAUGAUUUGCUUACUGCUUUGAAUUUGCUAUUUGAUGGAAGUUAAAUGGGCUCUUGAUGGACAGUAGAAGGGAAGACUGCCUGUAUUUCAUGCUCAUACCUACCAAAGCAUCAGUCUGUUUAAUAUUUAAGAGCAGUUUUAAAAACAUGUAGGGGACUUCUUGACCUUAAUUAUAGCAUCUUAAAAAUGUAUGUGGAGAUUAUACAUUUUUGAGACACUACAAUUAAGGUUAAGAAGGGAGAUAAUUUGCAUUCUCCUUGAAAGAGCUUUGAUACCAGCUCUGGAGACUGAGGGGCAUUGUCAGUGAGAGGGCCCCACACAGAGGCUCCUGUGUCUCCAGCCUGCAGCCUGGAGGACUCUGAAGACUUCUGUUUAGCCUUACACAGAAGAAGGCAGAAUAAACAAGCUGAAAAGGCUUAAACAAGCUUCUGGGUUUUUCCCUAGACUUAGGGUAAAUAAAAGGAUCAGUCACUGAUUUGACAAAAAAAAAAAAAGUGAGCAUACAGAAAAAUAUUAAUAGGACACCGUAUGCCAUGCUCCUGGUUCACUGCAGAUUAUCAAUCAGUGGAAGGUGAUAGAAGCAAUGGAAACAUCAGCAGAAUGAGUAGAGAGAUAAAACAGCAGUUACAGCACCAAUGGUGCUUUGCUCUGGUAGGGCUGGUGGAGCAGGGCUGAUGUAUUAGAAGAGUCAGGACUUGUUCAUAUGUCUGUUUCUUCUUUGUCCCCCUCAUCGUAGCUGAAUAAUCAGCCCUGGACUUUGCAGGUAAUAGGUGUAGCAAAUAUUUUUUUUAAACAUUUAUCAACACCAUUUAAAUCCUUAGAAAAGUUCAUAAAUUGAAUCCUAUAUAGUGCAUUGUUCCCCUUAACUAUUUCUGAUUAUAUACCAUCUUGUUAUUUUAGAUAUUGAAUAAUCUAUCCCUCAUCUUUCCUCAAUUUUGUGUGUGUAUGAGUGAAGAACUAUAAAAGGGUUUUCCUAAAAAAAUACUUGCUAAGAUUCUGCUGUGUGCUGUAUUUUGCUCCUAAUGUUGAAAAACAAAUAUUAUCAAAUGACCUCAAAUUUUGAUACCUAGGGAAAAAAAUAGUGAGAACUUUUGAAUCUAACAAAAGUACUUAGAAUAAUAAAAGCCACAUUCCUUUAUAUAUCUUAUUAGGCUUUUUUUUUCCCAAGUAGUAAAACAGUCAUUAGUUUCACUAAGUAUUUUGGACAGUAAAUUAGAAAUUUGUAGUACCAAGUUUACUAUUCUUUACUGGAGAUUGUCCAGCAGGGGAAAGCAAAUAUCAGUGGACGUGUGGAAGAAUUUUCUGAACUUUAACACUUACACCUGCUAUACCUAACAACCUACUCAGAAGAAGGUUCUAUUUCUAGAUGGUAAAUGAGAGCUUCACAAUGGACGAUUAUUGUGUCAUGAGUGGUAGUUGGGAGGAGGGGCAGCGUUUGGACAUGCGGGAGUUAUCAUAUAUGCCAGGAUAUCAUUGCUAGGUCAUUUAUCUCUUAUCUAGCCAAGUUCAUAUUAAAUUCUGCUAGGUUAGCACUUGAGGUCAUUUAAUAAAAUUGCUGAUUUUUAAGAAUAGGAGGCAUGUUCUUCUUUGAAUCCUGAGAGAGAUGGUUGCUGAAAAUAAUAGGAACCAUAUCUUCAUAUUUUAGGCAAAAGUCACUUUUAAGAAGCUUUGUGAUAAAUUAUCUAGAGAAGUCGGUGAAUUGUGCCCUAAUGGUUGGAACGAGACAAGCUUUCUAAUAGUGAUGACAAUUAUUAAUUACUAAUCACAGGCAAUGUUCAGUCUUUGUAUGGUGGAAAGUGGAGCUGAUGAGGUUAAUUUGCACGGUGUGACCAGCCUCGGCUUAAAGCAGGCUCUGGAGUUUGCAUACACAGGACAGAUUCUACUGGAGCCAGGUGUGAUCCAGGAUGUGCUAGCAGCAGGCAGUCACCUACAGCUGUUGGAGCUUCUCAAUUUAUGCUCCCACUAUCUCAUCCAGGAAUUAAAUAGCUUUAAUUACUUGGAUCUGUACAGACUUGCUGACCUCUUUAACCUCACUUUGUUGGAGAAGGCAGUGAUCGAUUUCUUAGUGAAACAUCUCUCUGAACUUCUGAAGAGCCGCCCAGAAGACGUUCUAACGCUUCCCUAUUGCCUGCUUCAGGAGGUGCUGAAGAGUGACCGCCUGACCUCCCUAAGCGAAGAGCAGAUCUGGCAGCUAGCUGUGAGGUGGUUGGAACACAACUGCCACUACCAGUACAUGGACGAGCUCCUGCAGUACAUCCGCUUUGGCUUAAUGGAUGUGGACACUCUCCAUACAGUUGCCCUGUCCCACCCUCUUGUCCAAGCAAGUGAGACUGCAACAGCCCUUGUCAAUGAGGCCCUGGAAUACCACCAGAGCAUCUAUGCACAGCCUGUCUGGCAGACUUGCAGGACCAAACCACGGUUCCAGUCAGACACUCUGUAUAUCAUUGGUGGGAAAAAGCGUGAGGUCUGCAAGGUCAAGGAACUUCGGUACUUCAAUCCCGUUGAUCAGGAGAAUGCUCUCAUAGCUGCCAUUGCCAACUGGAGUGAGCUGGCUCCCAUGCCUGUGGGAAGGAGCCACCAUUGUGUGGCAGUCAUGGGGGACUUCCUGUUUGUGGCUGGAGGGGAAGUUGAGCAUGCCAGUGGCCGGACGUGUGCUGUGAGGACUGCCUGUCGCUAUGAUCCCCGCAGUAAUUCCUGGGCAGAGAUAGCACCCAUGAAAAACUGCCGGGAGCAUUUUGUGCUGGGUGCUAUGGAGGAAUACCUCUAUGCAGUUGGGGGCAGAAAUGAACUGCGCCAGGUUCUGCCUACAGUUGAACGAUACUGCCCCAAGAAGAACAAAUGGACUUUUGUUCAGUCCUUUGACAGAUCCCUUUCAUGCCAUGCUGGAUAUGUGGCUGAUGGUCUUCUUUGGAUAUCAGGUGGAGUAACUAAUACGGCACAAUAUCAGAACAGGCUAAUGGUAUAUGAACCUAACCAGAAUAAGUGGAUAAGCCGUAGCCCCAUGCUACAGAGAAGGGUCUACCAUUCCAUGGCUGCUGUACAACGGAAGCUUUAUGUUCUUGGAGGCAAUGACCUAGACUACAAUAAUGACCGGAUCCUUGUGCGUCAUAUAGAUUCUUACAACAUAGACACUGACCAGUGGACGCGUUGCAGUUUCAACCUGUUGACUGGCCAAAAUGAAUCUGGAGUUGCUGUCCAUAAUGGGAGAAUAUAUUUAGUUGGUGGAUAUUCAAUUUGGACAAAUGAGCCUCUGGCUUGUAUCCAGGUACUGGAUGUAAGCAGAGAAGGCAAAGAAGAAGUAUUCUAUGGGCCUACACUCCCUUUUGCUUCCAAUGGAAUAGCAGCAUGCUUCCUUCCAGCUCCAUAUUUCACGUGCCCUAACCUUCAAACUCUUCAAGUGCCUCAUCACAGGAUUGGCACCAUCUGAAAAGCCAAUGCUCUCAACUAUCAUGAACAGGAGGAAAAACUUAGCCCUGACUGUUGGAUACUGGGCAUGAAAAGACUCAGUGCUCAAUGCUUCCUUGUCUUGCUUUAUAGGUCUUAUAUUCAGAUAGAUAUAAGCAAAAAAUGAACAAUUUUCUAAAAUACAUUAUUGAAAACUCUUGUCACCCUUCUCAGAGUAUGUCCACAUGCAAUAUGUGACUUUUAUUGUGGUACAGCUUAGUGCCAACUUAAGGUACAUUAUGUUCCAUGGGUCUUUAGAGCAUUCUUUGUACACUUUUUCUAAUCAGCACUGUCUGAAGACAACAUAACACUGUUGUUAGGCAAUUUAUUUGACUAAAUGGCAUCAAUGAUCUUAAAAAUAUAUAUAUUCUGUACUUAAUCCCUUUAUUAUUUAAAGCUGGGCUUGAAUUUAACAUUAUGCAGCCCUGCUCAGUAGAGACUCAGCAUUAUGACAUAAAUUUUUAAAUGCCAUAUUUUAUUCAAGGUGAUACGAACAAUAGACAUACAUCAGAACAGCAGUUGAAAUACCCAUAUUUUUCACCUUGGUUACUCUCCUUGGGUCAGAACCUAACUUUACAAUGCUUCAGUUUUCCCACCUUUUAAGAAGGAUCAUUACUGAUUUCCAUGUUAAUUUAAAAAAAAAAUCAUGAGAAUUAGGUGAAUAUUAUGAAAUACUUUGCCCAAGAAAAAGAAAAAUGUUACUGAAAUUACAAGGUGUUUUACUGUCUUUAGAACGUUGCAAUUGAACAGGAUUAUUUUUAAAGUUUAAAAAUUACUAGAUAGAGCUUGGAAACAUGUUAUGGAAUAAAUGAUACUGAAAAGAGUCUCUUUUGUGUGAAAGAGACACACAAUUAGGAAAUAGGGAGUUUACCAAAACCAAAGAUAUCUAAACUUGACUCUCCGAUGUCUCAUUUAAAAUCAUUUAGGGAAAAAUGACAUUUAAAGCUAAAAAAUAAUUUAGUAGUACUAAUUAUGGUAACAUAAAGUGCUUUGACAUAAAUUUGAACCUAGAAUUGGCAGUUCUAAUAAAAGUUUUUCCACUUUGUUAAAGGUUAUGUCAAUCUUGAGUGCUUGUGGGAUCCUUCUCCAACACCAAUACAUAUUUUAUUACUAUCACUUUUAAUAAUGCAUAAGAAUUCUUUUUUAAGCUAGUUUCUUUUUGGGUUUGCUUUGUCUAUAACAAAAAAUAAAUGAAACAACUUAACAAUCACAUUUGAAAACAAAUUCAACAAGUAUACUGUGAGUUUUUCUUUUUCCUAACUUCCUCAGGACCUAGGUCAUCUUUAUUAAAAGGAAGAAUUCACUCUUUUUUUCCUUGGCAGUUUAAUCAUUCAGCAAUCCCUCUCUUAAAAUAAAUUGUUAUUUUAUUCAUGUAACCAUUUUUUGUAAUCAAAAGUGAAUAAAAAGAUCUUUUUGUCUUAAAUACAGAAUUCACUAACUUCAUAUAUUGAUAUAUAUAAAACAUUGAAAAAAAAUAUGACCUUUGGUUACUCAGAUUCAAGGGGCAGGAAGGAGACUAAGGAGAAGGAAAAUAGGUACAUUAAUAAAAAUUGGAAUUUAGUGUAGA
Messenger RNA from Sapajus apella (tufted capuchin), 5355 nucleotides. It is a transcript of the gene KLHL32, whose product is annotated as kelch like family member 32. The transcript has 9 exons. Lineage: Eukaryota; Metazoa; Chordata; Mammalia; Primates; Cebidae. The record is from RefSeq and is a predicted model, not a curated record. The coding region runs from base 2116 to 3771 and encodes 551 amino acids. Gene Ontology annotation, molecular function: protein binding.